Messenger RNA from Vollenhovia emeryi, 377 nucleotides. RefSeq lists its product as uncharacterized. The transcript has 3 exons. The record is from RefSeq and is a predicted model, not a curated record. Lineage: Eukaryota; Metazoa; Arthropoda; Insecta; Hymenoptera; Formicidae. The coding region runs from base 1 to 366 and encodes 121 amino acids.
AUGUUUAUUGGCAAUUUUGAUGAUUAUUUCUACAAAGAGAGUCUUCCUGUUCAAGUAUUCGAAGAUACUUUAGGUGAAUCAUCGGCAAUCAAUGAAACAGAUUCCACACAAUGUCAAAACACGGAAACGGAAAGGAUUUGUUGUACUCCAGAUAUAUUAUUAGAACCCAAGAUAAAAUUACAAAGGCUUUCGCAGAAAGAUAUUGUAAAGUUAAAAAAUCGCCAAGUACUUAAAUCAAUCGAAAAUUCUGACAUAAAGUCACAAGAAUCAAAGAAACAACGAUCCAAACGUAAAAGCUUUUCAAUCCGUCAAGCAAUGAAUAGAAAAGCUAAAUUGAGAGUCAAAAUUUUGGGAGACGAACACUAGUAUAUAGAACG